AUGGAUGGUUAUAAGGAUUCUGUAAUUCCCCCAUUGUCGGAAUUCUCACCUUUUCCUGGAACCGCUAUGAACGAGGAGGGUUCAAGCUCGAGAAAGAGAAGCAAAAGAGCCCAGGCUAAGAACCCAGAAAGCCUACACAAGGAACGUGACCGGAGAGAGAAAAUGACCGAGAAAUACUCUGUUCUUCAAUCCAUGGUACCUAGUCUUAUGAUCUUCCCUAAGGCUACACGAGAGAGAAUUGUAAGUGAUACAAUUGAGUACAUUAAAAGACUUGAGGAAGAGAAAGAGAGGUUGGAGGGAGUACAGAAGGCGUUACCAAUGAAAUCGCCGGUGGCGAAACCGGUAUUAUCUCAUUUCACCGACCGUAACUCUUCCGUCAACGUGAGCUUCUCCGGUGGCGCCGCCUUUUUUGGGAUUCAACUAGCCUUUCAACGGAGUUUGGUGGUCGAAAUUUUCAGGGUUUUUGAGAAGCAUAUGGCUGAUGUUUUGGCGGCAAAUGUCUCGGUAGAUGACCGGCGACAGUUGAUUUUGACGGUAACGGCGUUGCUUGGUGGUAAUGGGUACGAAAGUAUAGAGAAGAUCAAGAGAGAAAUUCUGAGCUUAUAG
Molecule: messenger RNA, 606 nt
Organism: Ilex paraguariensis (yerba mate)
Lineage: Eukaryota; Viridiplantae; Streptophyta; Magnoliopsida; Aquifoliales; Aquifoliaceae
Source: the annotation of a GenBank genome assembly